AUGUUUCUAGUGAGUUUGGGGCCUGCGGGAGGCUUCUGGCUCCUCGAGUGAACACAUAAGCGGCGCUGGCGCCCCUUGGGUUAACACUUGGUGGCUGGAGCAACCCUGGGCCCCAAAAAAUGUGAUUAAUUUGAAAUAAUCUAAUCACCCACAAAUCGACUAAUCAAAAAAAAAAAUGAAAGCCCGUUUUUUCUAUGAACUUCUUUCUGACAAAUGACAAAAAAUUGAUAAUUUGAACUCGAAACUGUUGCGAAAUUAAUCAGACUAGCACUUCCAAGAUUUACAAGUCCACGAGUGGUUCAGUCAACUCACUGAUUCUCGGUUGUUUCAGAGAAGUUAAAGGAUGAAUCGGAAAUAUAUCACGAGGGUAUAUUUGAAAAGUGAAUCAGGGUUAGAUAAUAAUAUGUUCAUCGUCAUACCCCGAUUAUACCACUCAAGUGUGUUCCAGGAUUUCCUGAGAUCUUUUUAGUUUAAAAAUCACCAAAAUAAGGUUUUUUUUUCGAUCCUUAAAAUAAAGUAAACACUUUCAGGUCAAAAUGAUCACGGGUAGAAUGUCGAGAAAGUCUCCGGAUAGCCCUCCUACUACUACAAAUGAGGAGACAGAAGAAUAUGGUAAAUUGUUUUUCCAAAAAAAAAAAAACAGUGAAAACUGCAACAAAGGGGAAAAUUUUCCGCGAUUGUCCUGAAAUUUAAAAAAACAAAAAAAUGUAAAAAAAUUUAUGAAAAACAACCGAGAAUUAUAUACAGGCCGUGCUUUAGUGACUUUCGCGAAAAACAAAAAAAAUUAAAAAAGCAAAGAAAAAUGAGCACCGGAGUCCGGCGCAAAUUUUGCGCAAAGAUGUCCUUCCCAACCGUCGCGCGUAGGAUCCGUUGCUUGCGUACCCGGCGCAACAAUCGACGACCCUUUUUGGUACUCGCAAUCAGGACCCUCUCACUAAGAAUAACUGACGAGAUAAACGCGAGCUCGGUGGCGGUACAUUGACUAACUCGCAAAAAUGUCGCUUUUUUCUAGGCGCGAUCCCGCAUUUCUCUCUGCGCGACCUCGCAUUUUUCUCGGCGCGACCUCGCAUUUAUCUUGCAUUUCGGAAAUUUUCAAAUUGCGAGAGAAAUGCGAGCUCGCGCCUAGAAAAAUGCGAGCUCGCGCCCAGAAAAAUGCGAGACCGGCGCGAGAAAAAAAGCGAGAUGUUUGCGAGCUCGUCAAUGUACCGCCAGUGUCUCGCGUUUAUCUCGGCAGUUAUUCUUAGUGCUUUUAUUUUUACCUUCCAUUUCGCACUACCAUCCUAAGAAUAACUGCCGAGAUAAACGCGAGAUCGGUGGCGGUACAUUGAAAAACUCGCAAACAUGCUGCAUUUUUCUCGGCGCUACCUUGCAUUUCGAAAAUUUUCAUAUUGCGAGAGAAAUGCGAGUUCGCGUAUAUAAAAUGCGAGCUCGCGCCAGAAAAAUGCGAGAAAAAAGCAAGAUGUUUGCGAGUACCGCCAGCGUCUCGCGUUUAUCUCGGCAGUCAUUCUUAGUGGACUCGUAUUUGCACGGCGGGUCAACCCCACCAACAGAAGGUUUUUUGUACACUUCCACCAAUAUUCUUCUGACGUGAACCAAAAUCCCAAAGCCAACGUUAUAUCGCGGAAAAGGCUGGCGCUUUGCGGUCUCUAAAGAAAGUUUAUUUAGUCAAUGUUCACGAGGAGCUCGGGUCUAUCAGAAAGAAGGCUGGACUAGAAGAAUUGGAAAUCCCGUUCCAGGCGCGCAAGCUGCCUUUUUGCCAUGGGUUUGACAAAUAAUUUCCGAAAAAGUCUAAAAUUGAUCAAAUUCAGGUAUCUGCCGGCUUUGGAAGCAAACCAUCUGCUCAUUCGCUCGGGAGAUUUUCUCAUUCGUUUUCUCGAGGGUAAUUCGGGAGAAACUUUUGGGAUAAAGUUUCGAAAAAGGACAUUUUUCAGAUAAUAACAAGGUUCGAGUUGUCGUGAGCGUGGGUCUUACGUCUACGCAGUCGUACAAGUACAGAGAAUUGGAGGAAGAAGGAAGAGAGCAAGAAGAAAAAUGGAAAGCCGAAAGGGCGAGGGAAGGUGAGGAAACCUGGAUUUUAUAAGAAGAUUUUUAAUUUGGAGGAAAAAUUGUUUUCUUUUGUGUAAAUCUAUAGUUACAGGGAUGAAAGUCCGCAUUCUAAAUGAGCAAAAUAACAUUUUCUUUGCUUCCUCAAUCAUGUUAUAAAAAAGCGAUUCCAAAUGCGACUUAAUUUCGUUUGAAAGCACGGCAUUCAAAAUAGAUCAGAUCAGUUUCGUAUAAGUUGAUGAAACCAAACUUGAUCAAAAUUCCAAAAGCGGCUUAAAUUUGAUAAGAAUUCUCGGAAAAAAGCCCCUUAAGGAAUGGCCGCUAUCGUUCUCAAAGAGCCAGGAGAAAGUCAAAGAAAAAGCCAUUCCAAAUGCGGCCGAAAAUGGGUUUGACUCGAAGAUACUUGCUGCAGACUGUAUGCCGUCGGAAUUUCGAAAAUUUUUAAGAUGAAUAGAAAUAUUCGAGUCCAUAAGCCUGAACUUUGAGCUUUUGUGGUCGCAUUCGUAAUAUCUCAAGAAACAAAAAAAAAAUUUUUUUCAGGAGGUGAACCCUUUCGCGAGACCAUAGCUGUGAACGUCCGGCAUAUGAUGGUGGAAGAAGAAGACAAACUCGGUUGUACUAUCGACGAAGAGACUUUCUUCCCAUGUUUGUACAGUCUCCUAGCCUACUAUAUGUUUGUGAAACGUGAGGUUGGUCAUUUGAAAUUUUCUUUUUUUUCGUUUGCAAAAAUGCUUUGAAGUAUCCUCGAAAAGUUUAUACAAAGCGCCAAAAAAUUGGCCAUGUAACAUGAAGCUAGAGUACUGAGAAAAACAGCCGCCGCAUUCGGAUCUUUUGCGCUCCAAGACUGAAAUUUCGACGGCUGAGAUUUCUUUGUUCCAUUUUCAUCAAUGGAUUCUAUAAAAUCAGCCGCAGAUUUUCAGUUUACCGGAAAAACAGUCGUCAAAAUGACCAAGCUCUCUACAGAGAAUAAUUUGAGUUUCACGUGCUUCGAAAUUCAAAUAUAUCCUCACGAAUUGUGAAAAUUAGGCGCAGAGCGUAAAUAUUCGAAUUUUCACGGCCAUCCUUUCCAAAACGAUAUUUUUCAGGGGCCACAAGAUUUUAAUCUUCGGAACCCGAUAAAUCGCCAGUACGGCUCCUUCCGUUUAACCGAGAUCAACAUUGUGAGAAUCGUGAGGAAUUUUUCUUAGAGAAAUAUAACAAAAAAAAAUGUUUCGGUUCAAAAGAACGGCAAAUUCUCAAUAUUUUCGAAGCACCAACACUUUUUUUGUCCAAGAAGAGAUCAACGUUUUUGCAGCUUAACAAUGGUGCGUACGGCCAAGUCGCCUUGGCAGACAUUACCCAUCCAGCUUUUGAACAAGACAAGGCGGCCGUUAAAACGGUAGGUCUUUAGAAAUAUAAUUUUUUUUAUGGAUGUAGAAAAGGUCGACAAGGUAAGAAAGAAGGGUAAACUUUUAGGGCGGAAAGCGGAGAAAAAACGACCUAAAUUAGUAGGGCUCUGAGCUGAAAUUUGAAAAAAAGUGAUAAUUUAUGAGCUCAAAAAAUUUUCAAGGCAUUGGAAUGAAAAUAAGGACUAACUUGCCACCUUGUAGAGCAUUUUUUGGUGAGUUGAAUGGUAUAAAAGUUUCGGAAGAAAUUCAAAGUGGGGAGCUCUUUUUGAUCUUUACCAACGUCGGCAAUGCACUUCUAGUGACCAUUUUUGCGGCGUUAGAGCUCUUAAGUGCUUACUACAAAUACUCAGUUUUUCGAGUUACUGAGGCCCGAGUUGUGUCAAAAAUGCAGUUUGCAAUAAAAAUUGGGUGGUAUGAAAAAAAAGGCCAGCGAAAAUUCGAACGGCAACUUUUCCGAUUUUUUCCUAUUGCUAGAAAGCAUUCCGACGACCACCUUUCCGUCAAAAUUUUUUCCGACUUUUCCCGAUGAAAUUUCAAAUCCUCAUAUAGUGUAGGCAAGCUAUUCAUCAUUGAAAUUCGAAGAAAUAGAAAGAAAACAUUUAAUAGAUGUUUUGAAACCGGAAAAUAUAAGGGAAACAAGUCGGAAAGUCCCCUAGCGAUACCAAAAAAUCAGAAAAGUCGCCGUUCGAAAAUUCGCUGGUUUUUUUUUCGUACCACCAAAAAUUGCUCUGUAAACAAUAAGCGACGCAAUUUUUUGUUCUUUUUUCAGGUCAAACAAGAUCUCCCUGAAUGGCGCGAACUGGAAGAAAAGCUCAUAAAAGAAGGAAGAGUUUCGACCCCUCUUGAUAACGACAAUGUUCUCCGAACGUUAGGGUUUUGCUACGACACCAAACCCGUCCAGCUUCUCUUCGAAUAUUGUCCCGGUGAGGUUCCCGAACGACAUUCUCGCCAAUCUCUAUGGAAAGACUGUGAGAAGGAUCAGUCAACUUUGAAAGAACUUUUGAGAGAUUCCGAAAAAUCAUUUAAAACGACGUAAUACACGUUGAUUGGGAAACAAGAUGCCCAUUUUUGAUACCCGUUUGCCUAACAGUCGAAAACCUGAGUUUCGGCCUUUCUUCUUUGGUAGAAGUCAGAGGUGGAGAAAUGGCGCCCCUAAGCGUUUUCAAACGUUUACAUUUCUAAACCGACGUAGGCCGCCAUGGCCAUUUCUUAAUAAGUCGCUGCCCAGGGCGCCCGGGGCCAAAACCGCGAUGGCAAAAAAACGCCAUUGGAAGAAAAAGAACGCGCAAAAAUUGGAAUCUUCUAAAAUCUUGUAAGAUCGUUCUUUUCGAAGCUUUAAAACAAGGUUUUUUGAAUUUCCAAUUUGGUAUCGACGAAAAUUUAUUCUCUCACUAUUGGCGGGUUCGUCACCAUUAAUCUGGAACAUUUCGCCAAAAGAAAAGGACAAAUAUAACCGUACUCCACAUAAAAAAAUUCAACUGGACAUCAUAUCCACUGAAAAAUUAAAAACAAUAUUGAAAAAAUUGCGAAAUCCACGAUUUAAUGAAAAAUUAACAAAAAUGACCAUUUUCGCCCUACUUUUGCAACGUGGUAAUAUACGCCAUCGACACAUAAUGACGCGGCUCAUUUCUUCUCAGAGGCCUGAUGGCUGAGGCGGGCAUGUUGCGCCCUGGAGGGCCCCUCAUUUCUUCCACCUCUGGUAGAAGUCUUGUUCUUUUGAGCUUAUAGUCCAUUUUUCGGGACUUGAAAGGGCGGAAAAUCUACAUUUUUACCGUAAGUGUCGUGCGCAUGCACUGUGACGCACUCUCACAUGUGUUCAAAAUCAUUUUCGUGAAAUUUAAAAUCAUCUCCGACUUUUCGAAAUUCAGUCAUAUUCUUAACUUUUUGUCGGCAAUUUCGAAUUUAGCGGAAUUAAGUGAAAAAGCGUUUUUUUUAUGAGAAGUAUAUUCGUCUCAUGACCCAUUCAACAUGCGCCUUUAAUAUUCCCUGUUUACGCGUUUCCCAUGACGUCACAUUAGAACGGUCGAGUUUUUGGCCACGCCCUUCCACUAAUAAAAAACGCCGUUGCCGGUAAGGGGGAACAGAGACACUCAAAUAUUCGAAAACUGUCGAGUCGCGACGAAUGUACUAUACAGACCAAGUUUUGACCAAGUUCAGACCAAUGUCAUUUUUUGAAGGUGGCGCUCUGAGCAAGUUCCUAGUCGCCAAGUCUGAGAAGAUGUCGAACCUCGCUUUGGCGAGGCUCUGCUUGGAUGCCGCGAGGGGACUAGACUACAUCCACGAGGUUGGAUUCCUACACAGAGAUGUCUCCGCGCGCAACUGUCUGUUGGACGAAAACGGAACGGUAUUUCCAUGGAACCUGCAAUGAAUUGACCAACGUCUUCAGGUGAAAAUUGCCGGAUUUGGCUUGUCGAUUAAAACCUGCUACUACGAGGUGUGGCACCCGGAAAAACUUCCUAUCCGCUACCUGGCACCGGAAUGCUUCAACGACUUCCAAUUCAUAGCCGAGACCGACGUUUACGCCUUCGGGGUUUUCUUUUUAUUCGUAUCUGACCAGGAAGGUUGGAAACUUUCUGGAAAGCCCGAAAGUCUCAAAAACUGCAAAACUUUCGUGAAACUGACUCAAAUUGAGUUUUCCUCGACCUUGUUUCUCAAAAACUAGACGGUUGUGCAACUUUCAGUGUUAUUCACUUCUGGCCAAUUUCAGGAAGUUUCCAACCGCAAACGGAAAUUCUUUAGAAGACAUUUUUCUGUGGCUAAAUUGAAAACCUUUUACAGCAUAUCUUAUGCGAAGUUUUUAAUCAAGGCCAAUUGCCCUAUGCCGGCAUGAGUGGAGAACAGGCCCGCACAGAAGUUCGUUUUUCCUAUUUAUCACAAAAAAGCCGUUUUUUGCAGAUUCUCGCCGGAAAGGCCCCAAGCAUGCAUGGCAGAGCACCCGAAGCCCUUCGUCUCUACGUAGGAGGUCGGCUUCUCGCCUACCACACGGUCUACAGGCCACCCAUGCAUCAGGUAGAGUUUUUUCGACGCGAAAUAGGUUUGAAACUGAAAAAUGCCUUAAGCUUUUGAAAUAAGGUCACUGACACGGAAAGUCAUUUUACUUUGUAGUUUUCUACAAAUUUGCUAAAACAUUCUCUGAUUGUCCAGAUCCCUCAUACUACCUGCACAAACUCCGAGUUUCUGAGAUAUUAUUUUUUGAAGUUUAACACAGAAUUGCACCCCACGAAGAGGUCAUUUUAAUUUGUCACUUGGAAUUUCCUACAAGAAUCUCUAAAUAGUUAUAUGAAGAUCCAAAAUUUUUCAACCCGCGCCAGAAUCUAGUUUUCGAGAUAAUUGAUGGGUCGAAAAGUUAGGCCUAAAGCCCAUUUUUCGCAACUUUGAAAAAUCAUAUCUUGGAAGUUUGCGCAAGUAAAUAAUAAGGGAUCUUCAUCUAGACCUUCAAAGAGUGUUUGAGCAAAUUGUAGGAAUUUCAAACCGAAAAGAAAAAUGACCUCCUUCUUGAGCUACCCUUUUGAAAAUUAAAAUGCUCUACAGGAAAGUUGAGGAUUCCCAGUUUUUCGAUCUUUAAUUUUCCAUUUCCGAAAAAUGUCCAUGACUGAAUAUUGCCCCCGAUUUUUUCGACACUUGAAAAAAUCAAAUUUAUUACAUGAUAAAAAGUAAGUUUUCAAAAAAAAAAAUGAUAAUAAAACUUUGAAAAAAGAAACUUUAGGUGGUCCAUUUUCUCGAGACGCUCAUCAGCUGCUUGGAAAAGGUUACAAGUUCAAAUAUUUUUUAAAUGGUUUUGUAUCUCAGCAUGAACCGGAGGAGGAGGGGAAAGAUGAGUUUCCGAUGGAGGCUGACAACGACGAGGCGAUGCAGCCGAACCAAGCCACCGAGGUGGACUUUUGUUUUAAUCAAAGCCCAAAGGUCACACUGGAAAUGGCUCCAAGCGCACCGAAUCCUUCAAACGAACGCCCGACCGGAAACGGCUUGCGCGUGCAGAUUUCAAGGAGCAUUGAGCCAUUCCCAGUGCAACCACCCUGUUUCUAGUAGUGGAAAACUUGAUAUUAGCUUAGUAUGAAAAUAGGGUAGGAAGAAAUGUGUCGAAAAUUAGAAAAAGAUGAAAAAUCAACUUGAGCCAACAUUUUUUACAGGACGUUUAUGAGUUGCUCGACCCGGGCAACAGAUUUGACAUCUAUUAA
Caenorhabditis auriculariae is the source of this 7609-nucleotide messenger RNA. The record is from the annotation of a GenBank genome assembly. NCBI's taxonomy places the organism in Eukaryota, Metazoa, Nematoda, Chromadorea, Rhabditida, Rhabditidae.